UGCAGCGCAAAGCAAAUCAAGAUCGAAAAAGACACUUGCCACAUUUGGUCGAUACAAACUAGGCGCACGACCUUCAGCCUCCUUGGCCCCUUCCUCCCACUCACGCCAAAAUCGACGGCGAUUUCCCCAACCACUCGGCGAGAAGUUCAAGUUUCACAUCUCUCGUUCUCCAUUUAACAACUCCACCAACAUCACCUUCGUUUCUCUACACUUUCCUCUAUCUCUCACGCUCACAUUUCUCUAGCAAUGGCUCAAGUGGUUGCUACUAGAUCGAUUAAUGGCUUGUCGACUUGCCCUAACUCUGGAUCAUUACUGGAGAGACCGGACAAGUUGAAGCCGGCGAGCUUUGCUUCUAGAGUACUGGGUCGUGAGGAGGAGAAGACGAGCAAGAGAAUUGCUUACAGAAGCACCCGAACCACGUGUAAGAGAGCCGCGGAGCCUGAAGUCGUUCCGGUGUCACCUGAGGAUGUAUUUCAGAGGGAGGAGCAGUUUAAAAAUUUACUGGGGAUAGAGCAACUAAGUGACACAUCAGUAAGUGUGUGGUCCAAACCUACUGUUAGACGUAAGACAAAAAUUGUCUGCACAAUUGGUCCUUCAACCAACACACGUGAAAUGAUAUGGAAGCUGGCUGAGGCUGGAAUGAAUGUUGCUCGGAUGAAUAUGUCUCAUGGAGACCAUGCGUCUCAUCAGAAAGUUAUUGAUCUUGUUAAAGAGUAUAAUGCACAAUCUCAAGACAACACCAUUGCGAUCAUGCUUGACACCAAGGGCCCUGAGGUUAGGAGUGGUGACCUGCCGCAACCAAUUAUGUUAAAUAGUGGACAAGAAUUUACUUUCACCAUCAGGAGAGGUGUUGGCACAGCUGAUUGCGUCAGUGUUAACUAUGAUGAUUUUGUUAAUGAUGUGGAAGUGGGUGACAUGCUGCUUGUAGAUGGUGGUAUGAUGUCUUUCAUGGUGAAGUCCAAGACAGAAGAUUCAGUGAAAUGUGAAGUUGUUGAUGGAGGAGAGCUCAAGUCUAGGCGCCACCUUAAUGUUCGAGGAAAAAGUGCCACACUUCCUUCUAUAACUGAGAAGGACUGGGAUGACAUUAAAUUUGGAGUGGAUAAUCAAGUUGACUUUUAUGCUGUUUCCUUUGUUAAAGACGCACAAGUUGUUCAUGAGUUGAAGAAUUAUCUGCGAAGUUGUGGGGCAGAUAUCCAUGUUAUUGUAAAGAUCGAAAGUGCAGAUUCUAUACCAAAUUUGCAUUCGAUCAUCACAGCAUCCGAUGGGGCAAUGGUUGCACGAGGGGAUCUGGGUGCGGAGCUCCCUGUUGAGGAAGUUCCACUUCUGCAGGAAGAGAUAAUCAGGAUUUGUCGCAGCAUGGGGAAAGCUGUCAUUGUGGCAACAAAUAUGCUGGAAAGCAUGAUUGUUCAUCCAACUCCAACCAGAGCAGAGGUAUCAGACAUUGCAAUAGCUGUUAGAGAGGGUGCAGAUGCAGUCAUGCUUUCUGGAGAAACUGCUCAUGGAAAGUUCCCAUUGAAAGCAGUGAAAGUUAUGCAUACGGUCGCAUUACGAACAGAAGCAACCAUAGAUGGUGGUGUAAUGCCACUUAAUCUUGGUCAAGCUUUCAAGAACCACAUGAGCGAGAUGUUUGCUUACCAUGCAACAACGAUGUCCAACACUUUGGGAACAUCCAUUGUUGUCUUCACCAGAACUGGAUUCAUGUCCAUACUACUGAGCCAUUAUCGCCCCUCAAGCACAAUCUUUGCUUUCACAAAUGAGAAGAGGAUUCAACGGAGGCUGGCGCUAUAUCAAGGAGUAUGUCCCAUAUAUGUGCAAUUUUCUGAUGAUGCUGAAGAAACCUUUCAAAAUGCUUUAGGUUUGCUGCAGAAACAGGGGAUGGUGAAGGAAGGAGAGGAGGUGGCCCUUGUUCAGAGUGGCAGACAGCCCAUCUGGAGGUUUCAAUCCACUCACAAUAUCCAGGUCAGGAAAGUCUAGGCACAAUGAAGGAUAAAUACCCAUUUGUCCAAGGCAUCAGUCCUCCCUCCAUACAAGCUACUAGGAUUCUUCAGGCUUCUGUUAUGGAAAUGGCAUAAGGUUUGCACUGUAGGUUGCUAAAUACAUUUGCUUCUUAGUUUCCAUCUAGUUUUAAUUGCUUCUGUUUUAUUUAUUAUCAUUAGUACUUGCCCUAAAAAGAUGAUAUGGUGUGUAAUUUUGUUUGGGAUAUGCAUAUGCUCAUGUCCUUGUGCUUCAUCUUA
This is a messenger RNA of Tripterygium wilfordii, 2234 nucleotides long. Its product is annotated as plastidial pyruvate kinase 2-like. The record is from RefSeq and is a predicted model, not a curated record. The transcript has 12 exons. Bases 247 to 1974 code for a protein of 575 amino acids. NCBI's taxonomy places the organism in Eukaryota, Viridiplantae, Streptophyta, Magnoliopsida, Celastrales, Celastraceae. Gene Ontology annotation, biological process: glycolytic process. Gene Ontology annotation, molecular function: pyruvate kinase activity; magnesium ion binding; potassium ion binding. Gene Ontology annotation, cellular component: cytoplasm; chloroplast stroma.